UUUUGAUGACACGGCUGUGUGGCGGCAGGCGGCGUCAGCAGGCAGAGAAGGACACACUCAGAUCAACCAGUAAUCACCAUCGUCUCGCACACUGCCAUGGUCGAAAAAGAGGACAACAGCGCUUCCUAUUUUCUACCGGGAGUGAAACUUUAAAGCCUUAACAAAACUAGCCAUGCUGCUGAACGUAACAACACCGCGGAUAUAAGCGACAUUGAAGAGCAGAAAGUACUACCGCCACACGGAAACCACAAAGAAGAAGAACCAGCAGUCUUUUCUUUUUCUUUUUUUUUCACGCUCGGAGGGAAAGACGGCAUCCGGCCUGAGAAGAAGCUCCGAGGUCGGGGACUCCGGUCGGAGCAACGUUCAUCGUUUCUGGCCUCCCCUUCCCGAGAGCUCCAUGGAGAAGAUGAAGCGGUUCAAGCGGCGUUUGUCUCAGACGUUACGAGGCAGCCACACCAUCGACGAGUCGCUGUCUGAGCUGGCAGAGCAGAUGACCAUCGAGGAGAACGGCCUGAAGGACAGCGAGCCGAUAGUGAGGAAUGGUCGUCCUCCGUCGGCCCACAGUGUCCACUCCUUCCUCCACCAAUACGCAGGCUCAUUUAAAAAGCCGCCGCUGCGACGGCCCCAGAGCGCCGUCGGAGGAGGCCUGGGCUCUCUCAUGGUCAUGCCUCGCAACGGCAGUCGUCUCGAUAUCGUCCAUGAGAACCUGAAGAUGGGGUCGGACGGGGAAAGCGACCAGGCGUCUGGGACUUCCUCUGAUGAGGUACAGUCACCCACGGGUGUUUGUCUGCGGAACAGAGGGAACAGACGCAUCUCUGCAGAGGACCUGAACAAACGUCUGUCCCUGCCGGCUGACAUCCGGAUACCUGAUGGUUACCUGGAGAAGCUGCAGCUGAGCAGCCCGCCAUUCGACCAGCCGCUGAGUCGGCGCUCCCGCAGAGCAUCACUGUCAGAAAUUGGAUUUGGGAAGCUGGAGACCUACAUCAAACUAGACAAACUGGGGGAGGGCACUUACGCGACAGUCUUCAAGGGGAGAAGUAAGCUGACGGACAACCUUGUGGCGCUGAAGGAGAUCAGACUGGAGCACGAGGAGGGGGCUCCAUGCACAGCUAUCAGAGAAGUGUCGUUACUGAAGGACCUGAAACACGCCAACAUUGUGACGCUGCACGAUAUCAUCCACACCGAAAAGUCGCUCACAUUGGUCUUCGAGUACCUGGACAAAGACCUCAAGCAGUACAUGGACGACUGCGGGAACAUCCUGAGCAUGCAGAAUGUCAAGAUUUUUCUGUACCAGAUCCUGCGAGGAUUGGCGUACUGUCACAGACGGAAAGUUCUCCACAGAGACCUGAAGCCCCAGAAUCUGCUCAUCAACGACAGGGGAGAACUCAAACUUGCAGACUUUGGCCUGGCGAGGGCCAAGUCGGUGCCCACUAAAACAUACUCUAACGAGGUGGUCACACUUUGGUAUCGGCCUCCCGAUGUGCUGCUGGGCUCCUCCGAGUACUCCACUCCGAUAGACAUGUGGGGUGUGGGAUGCAUAUUCUUCGAGAUGGCUGCCGGCAGGCCUCUGUUCCCCGGCUCCACAGUGGAGGACGAGCUGCAUCUCAUCUUCAGGCUGCUAGGCACUCCCACAGAAGACAGCUGGACUGGAAUAUCCUCCAUGGACGAGUUCAAGUCCUACAAGUUCCCCAAGUAUAAAGUUCAGCCGCUCAUAAACCACGCGCCUAGAUUGGACACGGAUGGGAUCGACCUGCUGUUGUCAUUCCUAAAAUACGAGUCGAGAAAGAGGAUAUCUGCUGAUGAGGCAAUGAGACAGCCGUACUUCAGGAGCCUGGGGCCACGUGUGCACACACUGCCAGAGAGCAUAUCCAUAUUCACACUGAAGGAGGUCCAGUUGCAGAGAGAUCCCGGCUACCGGAACUCAUCGUACCCAGAGUCAGGCAACGGAAAGAGCAGAAGACAAAGCAUGCUGUUUUAGAUUGUCUGGACUGUAUUUUUUUUAUUUGAGAAGAGUCUCCUAGCUGUACAGUCUCGCCGAUGGAUAAGUAACCAGGAAUGGAUGUUGGCGUGAAGCAUCCUCAUCAUCACUCCCUCCCCACCCACCCACCCAAACUACUUGGGGAAACGUGUCCACAGUGCCACCAACCCCCUUUCCAGGUCUGGCCUGAACCUGGCCCAAAAGAGACAUUUAUAUACUGUACAUCUAUAUUUAUUAAGAGAAUUUGCUGCUAAAUCCAACUACUGUCUAGAAUUCUAACUGGCUCAGUCACUUUAAUGAGUACAUGCAAUGUGUAUAGAUUGUUCUUUUUUUUUUUUUAAGUGGUGGUAUUUUAAAAGACCUUUUUUGUUAUUUACAUUUUCAUACAUUAAAAAAACUCCUCCAUCGCAGAGCUCCUCAGUGUGUGUGUGUGUGUGUAAUUCACACAGAGAAGCAGAGGGAUGUUUCUGUAGCAAAAGGGUUUGAUUUCCUGUCUCCGACGGUGCUGUUCUCAGCUCGCUCAUCAUUUGUGACCGUUUACUCUGAAGGUUUUCGAGGCCAGCUUUGGUAUAACAGAUAAUUUUAUCCUAACUGGAGGCCAUACGAAAGCAGUCCUGCCAAGCUCUGUGCACAAAGAUCAAAUUCUUGUCAGAUGCUGGCAUAUCAUUCCAGGAUGCUGCUGUCGGCACCAAUGAACAAAUGCAGGAGGGGGAAAGAAAAGCAACGUGGAAGCAAAUACGCCUCCUAAAUUCUUCAGAAAACCUACAUAUUUAACUAAUGUGAACACUCCUCUCACCCCGACACUCCUCCUCCUUCAGUCUUUUUACAAAGAGGUGGUGCAAAGUGAAUCUGCUGCAUUACAGAUGUGUUCUCCAUCUCCAUGAACUGUAACAUCUAUCCCUUUUUUUUCUGGAUUGCCUCCUUCAUUGUAUUGCAUGUCUGCUCUGUUGUGUGAGGAAGCACACAGCAAGUGAACUCCUGCUGCAGGAGCACUAGCUAGAGUCCUUCCCCUAGUGAAGACGAUCUAUUUAACAGUGUUACAAGAGAUGUUUUGUAUGAUAUUCUUUGACUUUAUUUGUUGAUAAUUGUUAUUGGUAUGGGAUUUCAUUGCAGAUGCCCUCCCAUGUGAGCUUUUUUUUUUCCAGGGUAAAGAAAAUUAAAUCUAAAGUUUAAACUGAA
Molecule: messenger RNA, 3157 nt
Organism: Cyclopterus lumpus (lumpfish)
Lineage: Eukaryota; Metazoa; Chordata; Actinopteri; Perciformes; Cyclopteridae
Product: cyclin-dependent kinase 17-like
Exons: 17
Coding region: 398-1978 (526 amino acids)
Biological process (GO): protein phosphorylation
Cellular component (GO): cytoplasm; nucleus
Molecular function (GO): protein kinase activity; ATP binding
Source: RefSeq, a predicted model, not a curated record